AUGGAGGCGUUGGAUGGGAUGGAUCUGGACGGUUUGGCCUCCUCUGCAGCGCUGCUCAACUCAAGCCUUGAAUCCGUUUUCAACAUCUCCAACAUCACCUUCUUUCCCUAUUACCAGCACACACUCACUAUAGCAGUCACCUAUAUCGUGGCGUACUUCUUCAUCUUUGUGCUGUGCAUGAUGGGAAACAUCCUGGUGUGUCUGAUUGUGCUGGAGAACCGCCGGAUGAGGACAGUGACCAACUUGUUUAUACUGAACCUGGCCAUCGCCGACCUGCUGGUGGGCAUCUUCUGUGUGCCCAUCACUCUAGUGGAUAACCUCAUCACAGGCUGGCCCUUCUCCAAAUCGGUGUGUAAAAUGAGCGGAUUCGUUCAGGGCGUGUCUGUGUCCGCAUCGGUCUUCACCCUAGUGGCCAUUGCUGUUGAAAGAUUCCGUUGCAUUGUGUACCCCCUGCUGCCCAAACCCACCAUGCUGAUCUCUAAAGUUGCCAUUGUCCUCAUUUGGGUUCUUGCAGUGGCCAUCACCACUCCCACAGCCAUAGCCCUCACUGUGGAGCUGGUCCCAAACCACUACAUGAUUUACAACAACACCACCAUCCCCCUCUACUCCUGCUUCGAGAACUUCAGCAACCCGAAGAUGAGCAAAGUCUACACAGCUGUCCUCUUCACACACAUAUACCUAGUUCCGCUGACCUUUAUCACAGUCAUGUAUGGAAGCAUCGGAGUAAAGUUGUACUCUUCGAUCGUGGCCAAUCGCGAACCACCACUCGCAAACCGCACCGUACAAGUCCGCUGCAGAAGGAAUGGGCAACAUAUGAUCUCUCAGAAGAAAAUUCGGGUGAUCAAAAUGCUCAUUGUGGUAGCGUUGCUGUUUCUGCUGUCUUGGUUGCCGCUCUGGACUUUGCUAAUGAUGGCUGAUUUUGCUGGAUUGGACAGGGAUCAAAUAGAUUUACUUACCAGCUAUAUUUUCCCAUUUGCACAUUGGCUGGCCUUUUCUAACUCCAGCGUUAAUCCCAUUAUCUACGGCUACUACAAUGAAAACUUCAAAAGGGGUUUCCAAGCCAUGUGUAAGUCCAAGCCGUUCUGUUGCUGGGCACAGUGCAGAGUGUGUGGGGUGUGGAGGAGAUUGAAGGGGUUGAGCAGGAGGAAAAAUAAAAAAGAUCAGAAAAGUAACGGAGGGAGCAGCAACUCAAAAGAUGGGACGAACCAUCACCUUGUCAUGAACGUGAGAAAUCGGGUGCACAACGACGAUAAGCUGACAGACUCGGUAGAAUCCAAUAAGAGCGCACGGCUGGAAUGUGUGGUGGUCCACUCUGAUAAAAACAGUCUGGAGGAGGCGGGCUUGCAGAAGCAACUGGGAGCCAACUACCAGGAGUUUGCAAAGCGACGGAGCCCUCCAGGACUGUCCCUCUAUCAGGCCUGGGACACAUAA
Molecule: messenger RNA, 1431 nt
Organism: Knipowitschia caucasica
Lineage: Eukaryota; Metazoa; Chordata; Actinopteri; Gobiiformes; Gobiidae
Source: the annotation of a GenBank genome assembly